Paramecium sonneborni is the source of this 923-nucleotide messenger RNA. The record is from the annotation of a GenBank genome assembly. NCBI's taxonomy places the organism in Eukaryota, Ciliophora, Oligohymenophorea, Peniculida, Parameciidae.
AUUAUAAUUUAUGGGCAGAGAUUUCAGAGGUGGAAGAGGAGAUACACGAGGAGGUGGAAGAGGAGGAGAUAGAGGAAGAGGAGCUCCUAGAGGCAGAGGAGGUGCAAGAGGUGGAAGAGGAGGUCGUAUGGGUGGAGCUCCAAAAGCCUUUGUUGUUCCUCAUCCAAGAUUAGCUGGAGUCUUUGUCGCUAAGGGAUAAUAAGAAGCUUUGGUUACUAAGAAUAUGGUACCAGGCGAAUCAGUUUAUAAUGAGAAAAGGAUUUCUGUAGAAGAUAAAUAAACUGGAGAAAAAGUAGAAUACAGAGUUUGGAAUCCAUUCAGAUCUAAGAUUGCAGCUGGUAUCAUUGGGGGAGUGAGUGAUAUUUUCAUUAAACCAGGCGCUAAAGUCUUAUAUUUAGGAGCUGCUUCAGGAACCACAGUUUCUCAUGUUUCAGAUAUUGUUGGAUCAGAAGGUACAUAAUAUAUAUAAUAUAUAAUAGGUGUCGUUUAUGCUGUUGAGUUCUCUCAUAGAUCAGGUAGAGAUCUUGUUAAUAUGGCUAAAAAACGAACAAAUAUAGUUCCUAUCAUUGCUGAUGCCAGAAAACCUCUUGAGUAUAGGAUGCUAGUCGGAAUGGUUGAUGUAGUAUUUGCUGAUGUAGCUUAACCAGAUCAAGCCAGAAUUGUUGGUUUAAACUCCCAAUAUUUCUUAAAGAAGGGUGGUCAUUUCAUGAUCUCCAUUAAAGCCAAUUGCAUUGAUUCCACUAAUAGAGCUGAAGUCGUAUUUUAACAUGAAGUUUAAAGAUUGAAGGUAUCCAAGUAUUCUAUUAUCUUCGCAGGAUGAAGGCCUUACACCCUAAGAAUAAUUGACUCUAGAACCAUAUGAAAGAGAUCACGCUAUCGUUAUUGGAGUAUAUAAUGUUUGACAAUUUAAAUAUUAAUAUUUU